AUGCUGGCGGCUGGGCCCGACCACCAGAAAGCCAGGCCUGGGUGGAGCCGCCGCCAUCCGGGCCCUAGAGCCAGGGGGCGCUGCGAUCCCAAGUUUCCCAUCCACCUCCCCACCACCACCACCGCCCCCCGCCCCGUCCGGGCUGGGCCGGGCUGGGCAAGGGCGGGCGGCGGGGGUAGAGGCGCAGGCUGGGCGCAAAGGUUGGUGUCUUCGUGCACCGACCUCAGCCGGAGGGCCCGCGGCACCAUGACGGUGGGAGCCAGGCUCCGAAGCAAGGCGGCGAGCAGUCUCCCGCGCUGCAGGCCCCUCGCGCGGGGGCGAGGGCGGACGGAGGGGGACGAGGAGGCGGCUGCUAUCCUGGAGCAUCUGGAGAGCGGGGCCGAGGCGGCGGAGAGCGGGGCGAGCGCGCAGCGCCCGGGGAGCCGGGGCGCGCGGAGGGUGCACCUCGCGGUCCUCCCCGAGCGCUACGAGCCGCUGGAGGAACCGGCGUCGUGCGAGAAGCCCAAGAAGAGGUACCGGCAGAAGCUGAAGAAGUACGGCAAGAACGUUGGGAAGGUUAUCACCAAAGGAUGCCGCUACAUCGUGGUCGGCCUGCAGGGAUUCGCCGCUGCCUACUCCGCCCCGUUUGGUGUGGCCACCAGCGUGGUGUCGUUUGUCCGCUAGUUCGGGAGCCGCCUGGGCAGAUGCCACGGGAGGGCCCGGAAGCCUCUGUUCCGGGAACAGCGCGCAUCCAGGAGCAUUUCAGACUUGAACUCACAAAAUCCUCGGAAGAAAGAAAACGUCUUGGUUGAAUUGGAUGAGUGUUUCGCACGAGUCAUCCCCAUCCGUCUGCUGAGCUUUCCACGUGUCUGGGACACAGGUGGCCCUGGUGGACAAUCCCGCAGAGAAUUAGGCUGAGGUCAGGUUUGGGAUUAGGAUUAGUUCGCUAAAACCGGGGCUGCCCGUGAAGGGGGCGGGGACUGGUGUGGAGACGAACACUUGACUGAAGUCCGCGCUCUGGGUGGGUAGCAGAGUGGUGAUUAGGGACAGGGAUGGGGGAUUUGGAUCUGGAGUGAGCCGAUUUGCUCGAUUCUGGAAAGCUCACAGGCUGACAGGACUCCCAGCCCUUAGCUGCUUCGGUUCUGAGCACACCCAAGGAGCUGUUUGUUCCUGAAGUCAUCCCCCCAUCUCCUUCCUGUACCCCUUGGCCACCAGGAGUUUUAAUUACAGGCUUGAGAAGAAGGAAGGAAGAAAAACCUCUUUGAAGGCUACGAUGCUUUGAAAGCUGUGUUGACGAUGUGUCAUGACUGUUUCAAGUAGAUGAAGACUUGUCACUUUCACCUUCUCUGACAUGAAUGUGGAGGUGGUGUGAGGGUGGGAAGAUCAGCAAGUUCAGGUGCAGGUUGUUCGAGGGAGAGAGCGCUCCCGAGGGCUGCUGGGCCCAGUCCAGCCCAGUCCAGCCCAGUCCAGCCCAGCCACAUGGAGCUGGCCAGGCUCCCCUGCAGGCAGAUGGCUGGCUGAGGUCGUGGGCCUCCUGACUCAGCUGCCUGGGGUACCAUCAGUCCCCUCGUCCUCGACAUCAAGCCGACGAAGGAUGCUCUCUCUGGGGAGAGAGGGAGGUGCUAUACCUGGAAAUGAAAGUGUAUGAUUUAGAGAAGGAACCAGAAAGUAGGAGACAGGUACGAAGGAAGCAGAAGAAGGAUGCUGGACGAGAGAAGCGGAAGCACAGGUGUCAGGUCUGCAUUAUCAGCGUUGGAAAAUCUUAGGCUCUGGGCGGGGUCCAGGGGAGGCUGGGUGGCCAGAGACGCCGUGCUGGUGCUUCCAGACCCUCUGAGGCCUGUGAGCUCACACUGGCUGCCUUUGGAGCAGCCUUUCCUCUUCUGUGCUGCCCAGUUUGACGUCAUCUCAGCUGGAUUCAAAGUUAGGGGGGGCGAGGGUCCUGGGCCUGGAGGGUGACCCCUGAACUGCCACUGGAUCAUCGGACGGGGGGGUGCCCGCUGCCAACCUCCACGAGAGGCCCCUGUUCUGACUGGUUUCCAGAAUGUCCUGAAGUCCAAAAUAGUUAUUACGGACCAGUCUGCAGGAUUGGAGGCAACACCUGCUUGUGGCCCUGUGAAGUUUCCCAGGGCAGGGAAAUGAGGGCUCAGUGCUCAUGCUUCACCCAUCAAACCCCACCAGGUGGCACCGGGAAGUGGAGAAGGUUGGAAGACAGACAGAUGGACAGAAAGAGGAACGAGUGGAGGGGAGCGUUGUAGCCGUGAAGCUAGAUUGUGCUUCACGUUCUGGAGGCUCAUGUUGAAGAUGAACUUGGACCCAAUUCCUGCAUCAUUAAUAUCGGUGAGGAAAAGAGAAAACAAAUGGUCUUGUUUUAGCUCAAAUGAUGAGAGUUGAUGAUGGCACAUUUUCACACAUGUACGAUAACUAUAGCUUGCCUGGCCACGCUGGGAGUCAGGGAAAAGAGGCGAUGUCCGUGGAAGAAAAAGCAAAGCAUCGUCUGGUGGGAAAGAGAGUCAGGCCUGUGCGACCUGCUGGUCACAGGAAAGGCAGACGGGAGGAAGGAGCCUGUGUGGGUUUGGACGACACCUUCCCGCUGGCCCAGUGCUGCUGGCCUGCCCCCAGAGAAGCCCGUUGAGUCUCCGAGGGGACGUAGAAGUGUGACCUGGGAAGGACGAGAGCGGCUGAAGCCUGUCCAAGGGAGAAUCGCCCCCCCCACCCCCAAAGUAGAGGCAUUAUGAGGUCAAGCACAUUUGGCCCUCACAUUUUGGAAUUCUGGUUAAGAAUUAAUCCAGAAAUUUCAAAAGUCAAAAACCUCGCAGGGAUGGUCCUGGGAGCCAGAUCCGUGUGCACAGAAGAUGAACUGCUCUAAACUGUCGCUCAGCUGAGUUGUCAUUUCCCCCGAGACAAGGCGCCCAUGCUGCAGAUUACCUUUGUGCCUUUUCUUUCUCUUUAGUUUUUAAAAAAAUAUAUCAGCAUCCACACCCUACUAAAAAUUGAGUUAGAACUUUCCCUUGACACGAUUGACCGAGAGGCUUCUUUUGUAUGCUUUUCUUCCGUAUUCUGUAAAUAAA
Eubalaena glacialis (North Atlantic right whale) is the source of this 3047-nucleotide messenger RNA. It is a transcript of the gene C3H1orf115, whose product is annotated as chromosome 3 C1orf115 homolog. NCBI's taxonomy places the organism in Eukaryota, Metazoa, Chordata, Mammalia, Artiodactyla, Balaenidae. The record is from RefSeq and is a predicted model, not a curated record.